Cylicocyclus nassatus is the source of this 1209-nucleotide messenger RNA. Lineage: Eukaryota; Metazoa; Nematoda; Chromadorea; Rhabditida; Strongylidae. The record is from the annotation of a GenBank genome assembly.
AUGGGUCAACUUCUUCACUACGCCAUAACCGGGACAUUCAUCGGUACCGCACUGAUGAUUAUUGCCACUUAUGUGGUAAUCUUCGAUGUCAUGAACGAAAUCAGCGAGUUCCAGGAAGAAAUUGAAAAGGAUCUCGAUCAAUUCAAGGAGCUCGCCAAUGAUGCAUGGAAAACGAUGAUGUCCGCGCACCCAGUUCGAGGCGACUCAGACCGCAAUGAAUCCAACGGACGUGUGCGAAGAGGUUCGUACUCUACGGGACCUCGAGGCUAUGGAGGACAAGCAGGUGGAUCAUACGGUGGUGGACGCACUGGUGGAGCAUCAUAUGGAGGUGGACGCAUGGGAGGUGGAGCAGCAUACGGAGGUGGACGUGCGGGAGGAGGUGGCGGUUGUCAGUGUGCUGCUCAAGCAGCCAAAUGCCCUCGUGGACCACCGGGACCACCAGGUCUACCUGGACUCAAGGGAGAAGAUGGAAUGCCUGGACAGCCAGGAAAACCAGGAGGUAUGGGGCAAAUGGCAGACAGUGGUUCGGGUGGAGGAUGCAUCUCCUGCCCUGCUGGACCUCCAGGACCUCCCGGCCCUGAUGGACCACCAGGUCCACCUGGACCAAGCGGAAAUCCAGGAAUGGAUGGACAAGGCGGAGGCGGAGGAAUGCCUGGACCAAUGGGACCGAUGGGACCACCUGGAUCAAACGGAAACCCAGGAGCGCCCGGUCCAGAUGGACAACCAGGAAAUCCAGGAACACGAUCCAAAGGAAUCCCCGGACCAGCUGGACCAGCAGGACCACCCGGUCCACCAGGUAUGCCAGGACAAGAUGGGGGUCAAAGUGGUGGAAUGGGAGCGCCUGGACCAGCAGGACCACCAGGACCGCCUGGAAAUCCUGGAGCUCCUGGAGCUCCCGGAUCACAAGGACAACCAGGAGCUGCCGGUGGACCAGGAAGUGAUGGCGCAUAUUGCCCUUGUCCAGCAAGAGGAGCAGGCGGAGGUGGAAGGCCACUUGGUGGUGGUGGAGGACAGAGCGGAAGCGGAGGCAUGUCAUUUGGAGGAUCUCAAGGAGGCGGUGGAGGCAGCGGAGGCAGCUCGUUUGGAGGAUCUCAAGGAGGCGGUGGUGGAAGCUAUUCAGCUGGACGUAGCGCUACUAGAAAAUCUAAAUCUAGAUCUCACAAGAAACAACGCCGUCUUCACGCUGGUCGUGUUGCACAUUUUGCUUAA